UUUCGAGUUGCCAUUCAAAUCCUGUGUUGGCCUGCGAACGAAACUCCACUACAUGGCGGUGGCAGUGACUGCGACUCUGUUUUGAACUGUAAAAGCUUCUCCCUAUUAAUUAUCUUCCAACGGGUAACACAUCUCAGGAGACUCAAGCGAAGAUCAGGGAGUAGAGCGUAUCUCUUGACUGUUCUAAAUUUCCAAAGCCAAUGGCAGAACUAAUUGGCUUCAAACCUCUUUAAGGGGGGCAGUGCGUCAUGGAGUUCAUAACUAAAGGGAGCUGAAGCUCUGAUGAUGGAGAAUGGACAGAGCACAGCCACAAAACUCGGCCUGCCUCCUCUCACCCCGGAGCAGCAGGAGGCACUGCAGAAGGCGAAGAAGUAUGCUAUGGAGCAGAGCAUCAAGAGUGUGCUGGUGAAACAGACUAUCGCUCACCAGCAACAACAGCUCACCAACCUGCAGAUGGCAGCAGUGACAAUGGGCUUUGGAGAUCCUCUCUCACCUUUACAAUCGGUGGCAGCCCAGCGGCAGCGUGCGCUCGCCAUCAUGUGCCGGGUGUAUGUGGGCUCCAUCUACUACGAGCUGGGAGAGGACACUAUCCGGCAAGCGUUUGCACCCUUUGGACCCAUCAAGAGCAUUGACAUGUCCUGGGACUCCGUUACCAUGAAGCACAAAGGCUUUGCCUUUGUGGAGUACGAAGUGCCUGAGGCAGCUCAGCUAGCUCUGGAACAGAUGAACUCUGUCAUGCUGGGUGGCCGGAACAUCAAGGUUGGCCGGCCAAGCAACAUUGGACAGGCACAGCCCAUUAUUGACCAGCUGGCAGAGGAAGCGCGAUCUUUCAACAGGAUUUAUGUGGCAUCUGUGCACCCCGACUUGUCUGAUGAGGACAUUAAAAGUGUCUUCGAGGCCUUUGGCAAAAUCAAAUCCUGUACACUAGCCAGAGACCCCACGACUGGCAAGCACAAAGGAUAUGGGUUUAUUGAAUACGAGAAGGCUCAGUCGUCUCAGGAUGCGGUUUCGUCCAUGAACCUGUUUGACCUGGGUGGUCAGUACCUGCGGGUUGGGAAAGCUGUCACUCCUCCCAUGCCUCUGCUGACGCCAGCGACCCCUGGAGGCUUACCCCCGGCUGCUGCAGUGGCUGCAGCAGCUGCAACCGCCAAGAUCACUGCACAGGAGGCUGUAGCAGGAGCCACGGUGCUAGGUGCGCUAGCCUCGCCGGCACUCUCCCUGAGCCAACAGCUGGGAGGUCUGCCACAGGCGGUAAUGGCGGCACAGGCACCUGGAGUUAUCACAGGUGUGACCCCAGCCCGACCACCCCUCCCUGUGAUCCCCCAGGUGGGCCUGGUGAACCCGGUGCUGGCCUCGCCACCUGUGCUUACCAGUGCUGCUGCGCAGGAGGCCAAGAAGGAGAAGGAGGAGGAAGAAGUGUCCCAGGACGGCGAGCGCACCGAGAUGCUGAGCGAACAGGAGCACAUGAGCAUCUCGGGCAGUAGUGCUCGCCACAUGGUCAUGCAGAAGCUUCUGAGGAAACAGGAGUCGACGGUGAUGGUGCUGAGGAACAUGGUGGGCCCCGAGGACAUCGAUGACGACCUGGAGGGCGAGGUGACGGAGGAGUGCGGGAAGUUCGGAGCCGUGAACCGAGUCAUCAUCUACCAGGAGAAGCAGGGCGAGGAGGAGGACGCUGAGGUCAUAGUCAAGAUCUUCGUGGAGUUCUCCAUGGCUGCCGAGAUGAACAAGGCCAUUCAGGCGCUCAACAACCGCUGGUUCGGGGGGCGCAAGGUCAUUGCCGAGGUGUACGACCAGGAGCGAUUCGACAACAGUGACCUCUCUGCAUAGACUUCUCCCCUUUCUCACAUGUGCAGCUGGUGCCUAUAUUCUGGCGGCUCAAAGCGGCGCUUCUGUUUUUAACCUGUAAUUAUUUUUUAUGUCAACAAUAUUAAUAUUAUUGAAGAUCCCUCUGAGCAAUGCAGGAGAAAAAAGGAAUUUAUGUUCACCUCCUGUGAAGGACUGGACUGGAUAUACUAUAUAUCUUGUGUAUUGUUUUUCAAAUGGGAAAAGUAGGUUAUUAUAAGUAAUUUGUUUGCCCUUGUGUUUUAUUUUUUUACUACCAGUGUCAGCUUUUCAGAGGACCUUCCAACAGCUCCAGAGCUGUUGAUUCCAGUUCCCCAGAAUAAUAAAAUCAAAUGGAAAAAAAAUUGUUUGUAAUGAAUGUUAACCAUCAGUUCUGUUUAAAGAAUAAUAGGAUUUUCCAUCCAUUUUGAUAAUAUGGGAUAAAGCCAGUUUUGGAUUUCACUUUUAACUGCUGGAUUGUAUUGCAAGUUCUGUUGGUCUUUUUUUGCCUUGACCAAGUUAUAUUUGCAUUUAUUCCAUAGUGGUGUGAGACAGUUGUUUACAUUGAAGGAUCAGACUUGUUGGCUGCUGUUAGGUUGAGCGCCAAAGAUACUGAUGCCUGGGCCAUGAGUUAAACCAGAUGGAGAUGUACAACUGCAUCAAGGAUAUCGGUUAUGAUUGUCGUGAAAUGAUUUUCCAGUCAGUGAAAGGUCAUGGAAAUUAUCCAGUGGCAGGAGACCAAAAUUAAGGGAAGAAAAACUCAAGUUCUGUUAAUGCCUCUCUACAUUUGCGUGUUGCUAAUGCCACCCCACUGUUCUUAAACGGAAAAAUGAGCUGGGAAGUUGAAUUUCACCAUAAACAUAUUAAAUAGAUUUCUAUAUAUUUUUUACUCUUUAGAAAUGUGUCCAGUUCCUUGGCUCCGUUUUCUCCAUUUAUAUAAAGAUAAAAGUAAAGUGGAUAGAUAAGUCAGCAGCUGGGUUGGUUUGGAAUUUAUGCGCCUUUAAAAUGCAGGUUGGCAUUAUGUGCUUGUCUUUGGUUUCACAAGUCUUGAAUGAGCGAUGCCUGCAGAUGUGAUAAGAUAUGUGGUCUGUAAUUUUUUCACUAGAGUUGAGGAAUUUCAUUUAGACCUUCUGCAUCAUGGUUAUUUGAACUAGACUUGGGAUAUACCAGGGUUAACAUAACUUUGUUCAAAAUGUGACAUCAGACCAGUGAGAUACAUCAUGAAUGUAAGAUACAUGAGUGCUCCAUAUUUGUAUUGUAGAAUUUAAGGGAGAAUAGAAAUGUUAUACUCACUUUUUCAAUUAUCAGUUAGGGGUGUUCUCAUUAUCUAUCAGUUUGUUUUUCUCAAAUAUCGAAACAUCUUUAAAAUAACUAAGUCUUUGGGCUUUCUCCAUAAAACGAAAUGUCUGGCAAUUGUUACCAGUUAUGCAUCUUUCCUCUUGUGUAACCUUUCCAGUAUGGGACAAAAACAGGACUCCUGUGCACUUCUUAGAAUUUCCGUGUAUUGAUAAAUUGGAAAUAAGAGAAUAAAAUGGAUAGGUACCUAGUUGCAAAACCAGUAAUUUAAGAAAACUGUGGACUUGCAAUCAUUAUACCGCUAUUCAGACAGGUAGCAUAAAUUUAGAUAGGAUAGCUAUUUAUUCUGCAUAUCAGGCUAAAAUGUAGGAAUCUAGAGCAUGUAUACAUGAUGGUGGAGGGCAAUGCAGAAAAAAGCCUGUAAAAAAUUAUUCAUUGUAUAGUCAAUGUGGGGAAGUGACAAAAAGACAUAAUUGCUUGGAUGAAUAGUGAAAGAUAAAAUUAAAUCAAGUGAUGGUAA
Messenger RNA from Lepisosteus oculatus (spotted gar), 3637 nucleotides. RefSeq names its product poly(U)-binding-splicing factor PUF60. Lineage: Eukaryota; Metazoa; Chordata; Actinopteri; Semionotiformes; Lepisosteidae. Gene Ontology annotation, molecular function: RNA binding. Gene Ontology annotation, biological process: regulation of alternative mRNA splicing, via spliceosome; mRNA splice site recognition; alternative mRNA splicing, via spliceosome. The record is from RefSeq and is a predicted model, not a curated record. Gene Ontology annotation, cellular component: catalytic step 2 spliceosome; precatalytic spliceosome.